AUGUUGGCUUUUAUAUUUGGAAUACUCGCAAUUGGCAGUUCAGCGAUAAAAGUCUCUGAGGAACCUGAAUCUGCAGUUCCUAAUGGCUACAAACUCUUUACUUUUCCAGCCUUCAUCGAUAAUUGGAGCUACAAUGGAGCUUUUUUCAAUUUAAGAUACUAUAUCAACACUAACUAUUGGAAUGCCACCCUUCCUGGGCCCAUUUUCUUCUACUGCGGAGGAAACGGAGCAAUUGAAGCUUACAUGAGCAACACAGGCUACAUUGACUCUCUAGCACAGCAGAUGCAGGCAAUAGUGGUUUAUGCAGAACAUAGGUAUUUUGGCUCAUCUCUGCCAUUUGGCAAUAUAAGUUUCACACCUGCAGGACAUGCCAAGUACUUGUCGCCUCACCAAGCCAUUGCUGACUUUGCUUAUCUGAUCACAUCUCUUGAAGCUGCUUAUGAUCAAGCACCAGUCAUCGUGUGGGGAGGUGGUUAUGGAGGAAUGUUGGCUGCCUGGAUGAGACUGACAUAUUCGAAUCUGGUCAGAGGAGCAAUUGCUUCGUCAGCGCCUGUGCUUGCUUUUAAUGGAACUGUUGAUCCUAAUGCUUUCAACGCAUUCGUGACAAGUGUAUAUGCAAGUCAAGUCCCAGAGUGCCCAGCAAUUAUAGCUGUAGCAUUUGAUAAUCUUAGGUCUCUGUAUGGAAAUGAAACCGCAUAUGAGCGGCUUACUGAGAUAUUCCAGCCUUGCAGUCCAAUUCAAUCUAUUCAAGACGUCGUAAAUCUUUCAAUUUGGCUGCAAAACGCUUUUGUAGCUCUCUCCAUUUUUAACUACCCUUACCCAACUUCUGUUAUAUACCCAAUACCAUCAAAUCCAGUCGCCCAAGCUUGUGAGAUGGUAAAGUAUGCAAAUGCUGACGAUUUCUGGGAAACUAUAGAGGUUGCAGCAAGUGUUGGGGUGCUUUAUUAUAAUAUGACUGGUUUGAAUGUAUGUGCAAAUUUAAACAAUUUAUAUGCUAAUAGUAAUUUCGGGAUUGAGAGCGGAUGGAGUUAUAUUACUUGCAGCACGCUAAAUAUGCCGAUGGGAAGCAGUAAGGCAACUUCGAUGUUUGGAGAUUUACCUUGGGAUCAGGUAGAUAUAAAUAAUGCGUGCCUGACUGCUUGGAAUACGACGCCAGAAAUUAAUUAUGCAAGCCAAUGGUAUGGAGCUAGCAACAAUCCAGGCCAGACUUGGCAGUAUGCAAGUAAUAUUGUGUUUAGUAAUGGAGGAUUGGAUCCAUGGCAGGUAGGGUCAGUCACAAAAACGUUUGGAGAUGCUACAGUUGCUGCUUUUGUGGUUGACGGCGCAGCAUCCAUGAUGGAUCUGAUGUCUCCAAACCCAAAUGAUCCUCCCCAACUUUCGGCAGCAAGAGCAACUGAAAAAAUUGCAAUCCAGUACUGGCUUUAUGGGCUUGGAAAAAUCAAUAGUAGUUUAAAUUAA
Blepharisma stoltei is the source of this 1458-nucleotide messenger RNA. The record is from the annotation of a GenBank genome assembly. NCBI's taxonomy places the organism in Eukaryota, Ciliophora, Heterotrichea, Heterotrichida, Blepharismidae.